AUGAAUGCUAACAAGGUAACCACAAAGAACUGGAAAAGUGAAAAGAACAUCAGGUGGGCUCUGAUAUAUUAUGGAAAUGGACAAGGAGAAGGAAUGUUUGACUAUGCCUCAAGCUUUGGGAAUUUGCAUAUUAUGAAGAACAAUGAAGACCAUAAACUAUCAUUAACCUUGGUCGUUUACUUCAUUGUUGUUCGUCAUAUUUUGGUCAUUUUUUUCUUCGCAGUAAUUAUGAAGUUUUUUGUUGAAGUGGUGUAUGAAGUCAUAACCAGACAAAGAAAAGUUGAGCCUCCCUCAACUGUGGAGGCAGGGGAGUGUAAAUCCAUGGUUUAG
Prunus armeniaca (apricot) is the source of this 330-nucleotide messenger RNA. NCBI's taxonomy places the organism in Eukaryota, Viridiplantae, Streptophyta, Magnoliopsida, Rosales, Rosaceae. The record is from the annotation of a GenBank genome assembly.